This is a messenger RNA of Malaclemys terrapin pileata, 618 nucleotides long. Its product is annotated as peroxisomal membrane protein PMP34-like. Gene Ontology annotation, molecular function: ATP transmembrane transporter activity; ADP transmembrane transporter activity; AMP transmembrane transporter activity. NCBI's taxonomy places the organism in Eukaryota, Metazoa, Chordata, Testudines, Emydidae. The record is from RefSeq and is a predicted model, not a curated record. Bases 1 to 618 code for a protein of 205 amino acids. The transcript has 2 exons. Gene Ontology annotation, cellular component: peroxisomal membrane.
AUGGAAGCUCUCCAGCUGUUUGAUGUGGCGUUGGUAGAGCAUCCGUGUCUCGCAGCCAUAGAGGAGCGAGCUGAGCACAACACAAAGUUUAGAAAUGAAGAUAUUGUACCAACCAACUACAAGGGCAUUGUGGAUGCCUUUCAUCAGAUAAUAAGGGAUGAAGGAGUCUUGGCUUUGUGGAAUGGUACUUUCCCCUCCUUGCUGCUGGUCUUCAAUCCUGCCAUACAGUUCAUGUUCUAUGAAGGGUUUAAACGAAAGCUUUUGAAGACACGACUGCAGCUUACCUCUUUGGAUGCAUUCGUCAUUGGUGCAGUAGCUAAGGCAGUUGCCACCACCAUCACCUACCCCAUGCAGACAGUACAAUCAAUUUUGCGGUUUGGACGUCACAGAUUGAACCCCGAAAACCGGACACUAGGCAGUCUUAAGAAUGUUCUCUAUCUUCUUCGACAGAGAGUAAGGCGUUUUGGAUUGGUGGGACUCUACAAAGGCCUUGAAGCAAAGCUCCUGCAGACGGUCCUCACUGCCGCACUCAUGUUCCUAGUCCAUGUGUCAGUUGACUCCCACACAAGCAGUAAAGUUUCCAAAGACGAUGAGCUUGUCCUGGUGUGGCUCUGGUGA